GUUCUCCUGCCUGGUAGCCUCUCCCUCCUCCCCCUCCCUCCCUCACAGGAAGUAUCGCUCCAGAGCAUCCCGACGUUCCAUCUAGAACUUCCCUUCACCCUCCCCCAUACACACUCGCUGCCCUUCUUUGCUUUCCGUAAUACCCCGCUCUCCGUCGUCUGCCAGAGGAGGAGCAGAAGUACUCUCUCUAUACACACAGGGAUAGGAGACCAAGAAAUCAAAUCGAACCGUCUUAGUCGUUGCAACGCACGAACUGCUGCUGCAGCCUCCCCUCCCUCCCCCAUGCGUGUCGAUCCCUUCUGCACCGUCAUUCGUUUCGCCCCCAUCGGCGUACUCAUCGCUGUCCAUUGCUCCAACGGGCACUGGCCCAGCGAUGAGGAGUGCGCCGAGCGCGUCAUCCGCGCCGGCUUCUGCGUCGACUUGGUCCGCGAGCGGCCGCUCUCCGUUGUGACGCACCUCUUCAUCCACAUCUCCUCCCAACACCUCCUCAGCAAUAUCUGCUCCUUUGCGGCGACGCUGUUGGAGUAUGGUGACGUGCCCGUACCAACGCAGCCAAACGCCGAUGGUGAUGAUGAUGAUCAUGCGGCGACGGCGGACGGCAACGACGAGUAUCCGACACCCGCUUCGCAGCGGCACGGCAGCGUGGGGGCGCAGAUGCGUGCCCUCUGGUGCGAGCACAGUCCUGCGCAGGCGUGUCUACGCACCGUUGGUGUCUUCGCCGUGUGGCUGAUCGGCGGCGCGCUCGGUGGGCUGGGUGGCCAGCUCCUCUACAACGACUCCACGGUGAUGCUGCGGCGGGAGCGGGCUGCUCGGGCUGUCCACGCUGUUCGCGAGUCGCAAUCCGCCUCUUCUCCCUCCUCCUCCGAGGGUGGAGUACCCGUGCUGAGUACGUUGAGCCGGCACGCGCGCGUUCUGCGGCAGCGAGCCGAGGCGAUGAACUCCACCUUCGCCGCGGCGGCGCAGCAGGCGGUGAACAACGCGAUGAUGAUGUGCGGCGCGAGUGCGGGCAUCUGCGCCCUCUCCGGCUUCAACGCCGUGUACUACGGGCGGCCGGUGACGGCGUUGUGCAUGGUGGUGCCGGAGGUCGUGGCGCUGUCGGCGGACGUGGUGAACCACUACAUGGCCCUCCUCGCUCCGAAUAACGGUUCGAGUGGCAGUCCCGCCCUGGAUGCGCAGCGGAAGGCGCUGCGGUCGACGUGGAGAACGUUGAUGCCUGGGCAGGUGGUCGGCCACGCCGCGCACGUGGGGGGUUUCGUGGCCGGUGCAGGGAUCGGCUAUGCGUGGUUGUGGGUGCAGAAGCGGCGGCUGAGGCACGCCCAAUCCCGCCGGCGCGCGCGCAAAUAG
Leptomonas pyrrhocoris is the source of this 1344-nucleotide messenger RNA. RefSeq names its product putative serine peptidase Clan S- family S54. Lineage: Eukaryota; Euglenozoa; Kinetoplastea; Trypanosomatida; Trypanosomatidae. The transcript has a single exon. The coding region runs from base 283 to 1344 and encodes 353 amino acids. The record is from RefSeq and is a predicted model, not a curated record.